GGUAGCCAAUCAACACGUUUAAAGAUGAGCAAUAUGUCAUCCCAUUUCCUCUUUUGUUUUGGUUCACUACACUUUUUUUCCAUUUAUUUUACAAGUGUGACAGUAACGCAUGAAUUUAUUUAGAUUAACCAGCAAUGUACAAUUCAUGGUAUGAAUACAGCCUUUAGUGUGCGUAUGUGUGUGGAGAAGGAGAGAGAUGGGAUGAGGGUAGAUCGGUCGGAGUCUUAAUAUCGCAUCUGUUUUUAGAUGAUGAGGAAUUCAUGUAGACUAAACAGCAAAACAAUCGUUCGAAAUCCUUUACUGUUUAAAACCAUUUACACCAUGUCAGAUUACUCCAAAGAAAGAAGCGUAGCUAUUCAAGCUGUCUUGAGUGCUAGUAAAGUGUGUCAAUCUGUAUUCCAACACUUGGUAGCCAACGAGACAUUAACCAAGGAUGACAAGUCUCCCGUCACAGUUGCCGAUUUCUCUGCUCAAGCGAUUGUCAACACUUGUCUCAAGGAACACUUCCCUGCUGAUCCCAUUGUAGGAGAGGAAGAUUCCAAAGAUUUACUAGGCGAUGCCGGAAAGAUCUUGAGAGAAAAGGUUGUUUCCUUGACCAAUGGUGUUUUGAGCGAAUCGGAAAAGCUGUCUGAACAACAAAUUUUAGAUGCUAUUGAUCGUGGUAAUUAUGGAGGUGGAGCUCAUGGUCGUCAUUGGGCUUUAGAUCCUAUUGAUGGUACCAAGGGAUUCUUGCGUGGAGGACAAUAUGCUGUUUGUUUAGCAUUGAUUGUGGAUGGUAUUGUUCAAGUAGGUGUGGUUGGAUGUCCCAAUUUACCCGUAGAUCACAACAAACCCGAGGGAGAAAGAGGAGCAUUGUUUAUUGCUGUCCGUGGUCAUGGUGCCUUCCAACGCACAUUCACCGAAGCAACCGAAUCACCUAUUCACUUUGCAGAUAUUUCAUCUACCGCCGAGGCAACAUUCUGUGAAUCUGUUGAAGCAGGACAUUCUUCUCAUGGCGAUGCUGUGGAAAUUGCCAAGGCAUUGGGUAUCACGCGUGAAUCCGUGCGUAUGGAUAGUCAAGCUAAAUAUUGUUCCAUCUCCAGAGGUGACGCAGAUAUUUACUUGCGUCUUCCUACCAGUAAAACUUAUGUCGAAAAGAUUUGGGAUCAUGCAUCCGGAAAUGUCCUUGUGAGUGAGGCAGGAGGAAGAGUUACAGAUAUUUAUGGUAAACCUCUUGAUUUUUCUAUUGGACGAACAUUAGAAAAGAACAAGGGCGUGAUUGCUUCUAAAGCUAGUAUCCAUGACGACGUCUUGAAGGCAGUUCAGACCGUCUUGGGCAUCUAAAAAAGAAAAGGUUAUCGCAUGUGAUAAAUAUAGAGAGAUCCCCCCCUUACCCAUGUUCAAAUUAAAUCGGUUCUUCAAAUAAAAAGUUCAAGCCUCUUUUUACUUUUUACCUCAUUAGGAC
This is a messenger RNA of Mucor mucedo, 1444 nucleotides long. Its product is annotated as 3',5'-bisphosphate nucleotidase. The transcript is spliced from 5 exons. The record is from RefSeq and is a predicted model, not a curated record. Gene Ontology annotation, molecular function: 3'(2'),5'-bisphosphate nucleotidase activity. Bases 247 to 1323 code for a protein of 358 amino acids. NCBI's taxonomy places the organism in Eukaryota, Fungi, Mucoromycota, Mucoromycetes, Mucorales, Mucoraceae. Gene Ontology annotation, biological process: phosphatidylinositol phosphate biosynthetic process; sulfate assimilation.